Messenger RNA from Spea bombifrons (plains spadefoot toad), 1721 nucleotides. RefSeq names its product Myb/SANT DNA binding domain containing 4 with coiled-coils (gene MSANTD4). The record is from RefSeq and is a predicted model, not a curated record. The coding region runs from base 233 to 1372 and encodes 379 amino acids. The transcript has 4 exons. Lineage: Eukaryota; Metazoa; Chordata; Amphibia; Anura; Pelobatidae.
UCCUCCAACCUUCUCCUUACUCCUAUUAUUUGGGGCUGGGCAUCCCUGUUCCCGGAGCCUGAGGGAUUGAUUCAGCGCCUCAGCCCUCCACCAUAGCCCAAAAGUCAAAGCAGGCAAGCUGUAAUAUUUUAAACUGGCAAAAUCAAGCAAAAAGAGACAACUAUCUCAGAUCUUCCCACAGAGAUCUUGUUCAGAUAUUUCUCCUAAAUACAAAAAGCUACAACCUUCCGUUAUGAAACAAUUAAAAAGAAAGAGAAAAAGUAAUUUUAGUGUGCAAGAAACACAAACUUUACUUAAGGAAAUUAAGAAAAGAAGAGAUGUAAUUUUUUCCAAGCAACUUAACACAACCAUUAAUGAAAUGAAGCGUAAAGCAUGGGAAGAAAUUGCUGAGUGUGUGAACGCACUGGGUGAAGGAGAACAGAGAACAGGAACUGAGGUGAAAAGGAGAUAUCUUGAUUGGAGGGCCUUGGUUAAGAGGAAGAGGCUCAAUUCAGACAUUAAGCUGGGAAAUUCAGGGUUCCAUCUGCCUCUUUCAGAUCUAGAUGAUUCUAUCAAUGACGAUGCUGAUGACAAGCCGAGUGUCUUAACAAGUGAAUCAAGUUUGGAGUGGAAAAAUGUUUCUGAUGUCCGAGAAGCAAACGAAUCAAUGGCAGAGAUCAAAGUUGAAGAAGAAGAGGACCCUCAAAGUUUUGAGGGUCCUAGUUGGAAAAAGCGAGUGUCUCAUCCAUGCUUGGGAAUCCAGCUCAACUCUCGUCAAAAUAGAAUACUGUAUAAUAAGACGCCUAGUGAUGAGCAGUUUGAGAUCGAGGAAGAAGAUGAAAUGCUGUCAACUGUCCUUCCCGAUUCGAGGGAAGAGAAUGACUUACCUGAAGAAUUUCCCCGGAUUGAGGAGUUUGGAACAUUGAGUUCCAUAACCCGAAUACCAUAUAAAGAUUCCCACCUUCUAGUGACUCUAGAGAAGCAGAAACUGGAGUUGGAACGGCAGAGGUUGAGCAUUGAGGCUGAAAGGCUUCAGGUGGAGAAAGAAAGACUCCAAAUAGAGAGAGAGAGGUUGCGACACUUAGAUAUGGAGCAUGAAAGACUUCAGCUCGAGAAAGAGAGACUGCAAAUCGAACGAGAGAAGCUAAGGCUGCAGGUUAUGCAUGCUGAAAAACCAAAUCUAGAGAAUGAGUUUGGCCAAGCAGAAAAGACUGUCUUGCAACCUUUGGACAUAGAAGCUGAAAAAUUAAAACUCGAGAGGGAGCAUUUGCAGCUGGAGAAGGAAAGGCUUCAGCUCUUAAAAUUCGAAUCCGAGAAGCUCCACAUAGAGAAGGAGCGUCUACAAGUUGAGAAAGAGAGGCUUCGAAUUCAAAGAGAGGGCCAUCUGCAGUAAAAGUAGCAACCAUUUAGUUGAGCAGGUUUCAAAGUAGAGUUGUUUUGUGUGUAACGAUUUGCCUGUAGGCAUCUGCUUCUGUUGACCAUCAGGGUGAUUAUGCUGGUUAUAUUGCACCACUGUUCUCAACAAAAAGGUCAAUGUGCAGCAAUUGUGUAUACUUUAGUGUGCCUGCAGAAAUGGAAGUGUGUGAGUUUGUUAGUGAAAUUAAGCUGUUCUUCAUCUCUCAAAUGUAUUAUUGUGCUAGCAAAACCAAGAGUGAAAUGUCUAUGUGUUGCAGAUAUUCUAGAUCACUUUGCUAAGUAUAUGCUCCUUCAUAACGGAUAGCUUCCAACUUCAAAGUGAAAAA